Hemibagrus wyckioides is the source of this 4397-nucleotide messenger RNA. RefSeq names its product adaptor related protein complex 2 subunit beta 1 (gene ap2b1). Lineage: Eukaryota; Metazoa; Chordata; Actinopteri; Siluriformes; Bagridae. Gene Ontology annotation, biological process: vesicle-mediated transport; intracellular protein transport. The record is from RefSeq and is a predicted model, not a curated record. Bases 185 to 3040 code for a protein of 951 amino acids. Gene Ontology annotation, molecular function: clathrin binding. The transcript has 22 exons. Gene Ontology annotation, cellular component: clathrin adaptor complex; membrane coat.
UUUUUUUUUUCCGGGAGGCGCUCCAUCUUUUCCCACCGUCUUUACAGCUGUGGCCUGAAAACGGGAAGAAGCGCAUAACUACACUCCAACCUACUGGGAUCAAUAGACACCGUUUAUAUUUUGUAGUUUUUUAUUAUCUCGCUGUUUCUAUACGGAAGGUGAGCUGACCUGAAAACCACUCAGAAUGACUGACUCCAAGUACUUCACCACGAACAAGAAAGGAGAGAUAUUUGAACUAAAAGCUGAGCUGAACAAUGAGAAAAAAGAGAAGAGGAAGGAAGCGGUGAAAAAGGUCAUCGCUGCCAUGACCGUGGGCAAGGACGUGAGCUCUUUGUUUCCAGAUGUGGUGAACUGCAUGCAGACGGAUAAUCUGGAGCUGAAGAAGCUGGUGUAUCUCUACCUGAUGAACUACGCCAAGAGUCAGCCUGACAUGGCCAUCAUGGCGGUCAACAGUUUUGUGAAGGACUGUGAAGACCCGAACCCUCUUAUCCGUGCCCUGGCUGUGCGCACCAUGGGCUGCAUCCGCGUGGACAAGAUCACCGAGUAUCUGUGUGAGCCUCUGAGGAAGUGCCUAAAGGACGAGGACCCGUACGUGAGGAAGACGGCGGCCGUGUGCGUGGCCAAGCUGCAUGACAUCAACGCACAAAUGGUGGAGGAUCAGGGCUUUCUGGAUUCCCUCAGGGAUCUGAUCGCUGACUCCAACCCAAUGGUUGUGGCCAAUGCCGUGGCAGCUCUGUCUGAGAUCAGCGAGUCUCACCCCAACAGCAACCUGCUGGAUCUGAACCCUCAGAACAUCAAUAAGCUGCUCACCGCCCUGAACGAGUGCACCGAGUGGGGACAGAUCUUCAUCCUGGACUGCUUGUCCAACUACAACCCCAAAGAUGAGCGGGAAGCCCAGAGCAUCUGCGAGCGAGUGACCCCGCGUCUCUCGCACGCCAACUCUGCUGUGGUGCUGUCGGCCGUCAAGGUCCUGAUGAAGUUCCUGGAGCUGCUGCCGAAGGACUCGGACUAUUACAACACCCUGCUGAAGAAGCUCUCUCCUCCUCUAGUGACUCUGCUCUCUGGCGAGCCCGAGGUCCAGUACGUGGCCCUCAGGAACAUCAACCUCAUUGUGCAGAAGAGACCUGAGAUCCUGAAGCAGGAGAUCAAAGUGUUCUUUGUCAAGUACAACGAUCCCAUCUACGUCAAGCUGGAGAAACUGGACAUCAUGAUCCGACUGGCCUCUCAGGCAAACAUCGCACAGGUACUGGCCGAGCUGAAGGAAUAUGCCACAGAGGUGGACGUGGAUUUCGUGCGCAAGGCGGUUCGUGCCAUCGGGCGCUGUGCUAUAAAAGUGGAGCAAUCAGCCGAGCGCUGCGUGAGCACCCUCCUGGACCUCAUCCAGACAAAAGUGAACUACGUCGUGCAGGAGGCUAUCGUGGUGAUCCGAGACAUUUUCCGCAAAUACCCCAACAAGUACGAAAGCAUCAUCGCCACUCUGUGUGAGAAUCUGGACUCUCUGGACGAACCGGACGCACGUGCAGCAAUGAUUUGGAUCGUGGGCGAAUACGCAGAGAGGAUCGACAACGCCGACGAACUUCUGGAAAGCUUCCUCGAGGGCUUCCACGAUGAAAGCACUCAGGUUCAGCUCACUUUGCUGACAGCCAUCGUGAAGCUGUUCCUGAAGAAGCCUUCAGAGACACAGGAGCUGGUGCAGCAAGUUCUCAGUCUGGCCACUCAAGACUCUGAUAACCCUGACCUGAGGGAUCGUGGCUACAUCUACUGGCGUCUGCUGUCCACUGACCCGGUGACUGCCAAAGAGGUGGUGCUGUCUGAGAAGCCGCUGAUCUCGGAGGAGACGGACCUGAUCGAGCCCACGCUGCUGGACGAGCUCAUUUGUCACAUCGGCUCACUGGCCUCUGUCUACCACAAGCCGCCUAACGCUUUCGUGGAAGGCAGUCACGGCAUCCACCGCAAGCACCUGCCCAUCCAGCAUGGCAGCAUCGACACUGGUGAGAGCCCAGUCAGCGGUGGUCCGGCUUCCACCAUCGACCAGCCCCAGGUUAUUCCAUCUCAAGGUGACCUUCUGGGUGACCUUCUCAACCUCGACCUGGGUCCUCCAGUCAACGUGCCGCAGGUCUCGUCCAUGCAGAUGGGAGCCGUAGAUCUUCUCGGAGGCGGUCUUGACAGUCUGCUUGGGGGAGAUCUCGGUGGAGGUGUUGGAGGCAGUCCUGCAGUCGGCCAGAACUUCAUUCCAUCCUCAGUGCCAAACACGUUCGCACCGUCUCCCACUCCAGCGCCCAUCAGCAGCGGCCUAAAUGACCUGUUUGAACUCUCCACAAGCAUGGCCAUCAAUACCGGGGGUUUUGUUGCACCUAAAGCUGUGUGGUUGCCAGCCGUCAAGGCGAAAGGGUUAGAAAUUUCCGGAACCUUCUCCCGCCGUCAGGGUCACAUGUACAUGGACAUGACUUUCACCAACAAAGCCCUGCAGCACAUGACCGACUUUGCCAUCCAGUUUAAUAAGAACAGUUUCGGAGUGAUUCCUACCACGCCUUUACCCAUUCACACACCUCUGAUGCCAAACCAAAACAUCGACAUCUCCCUGCCUCUCAAUACCAUCGGACCCGUUAUGAAGAUGGACCCCCUCAACAAUCUCCAGGUGGCUGUGAAAAACAGCAUCGACGUCUUCUACUUCAGCGUGCUCAUUCCGCUCAACGUCUUCUUCGUCGAGGACGGCAAAAUGGAGCGCCAGGUAUUCUUAGCCACAUGGAAAGACAUUCCCAAUGAGAAUGAGCUGCAGUACCAAAUCAAGGAGUGCCACUUAAAUGCAGACACCGUGUCAGGCAAGCUGCAGAAUAACAACAUCUACACCAUCGCCAAGCGGAACGUUGAGGGCCAGGACAUGCUCUAUCAGUCUCUGAAACUCACUAACGGCAUCUGGAUCCUCGCCGAGCUGCGCAUCCAACCUGGCAACCCCAACUACACGCUCUCUCUGAAGUGCAGAGCUCCAGAAGUGUCUCAGUACGUGUACCAGAUGUAUGACGCCGUGCUGAAGAACUGAAGAUCCAAACCUCUCCCCAAACAGUCUUUCCUCUCCUAUCAUUCCUGUGGUACAAGAACAAACUUACACCUCUUCUUCCCAUUCCUGUUUUCUAGGAUCUGUAUCGUUCCCCUGCUAUAUUAUAGUGCCAUGGUAGCAACCACAUAGCCAAAAUGUCUGUGUUGUGGAAAGUUGUAGGUGGUGCAUCGUGCCUCUCGGCCGCAUUUAUUAUGAUAUGCCUACUGUUAUAAAAAUGUCCGUAAAUGGAGUGUGACUGUGUUUUUCCUUGCACACACUUGUGUAUUUGCCAUGCUUGAUUAUUACAUUCAGCAAAAAAAAAAAAUGAUUCAGUGAGUCAGGCUGUUUUUCAGUGCAAUCUCAGUUUCACAUUAUCGUUUAAAAUCAAUGCCACAUAAGCCAGGGUGGCUUAGAUAUCUUCACCAGAAGGCAGAUGAGAUGAAGGUUCUGAUACAGGUCUGCUUGUAGUCAGUGGUUCAGAACCACGUUUCAGUAGCUCAGUGGGGUAUUUAAUAAAAAAAUAAUAAUAAAUCACAUACCUUGAGCAUUGUAUGGAUGUCUUGUGCGAACUUGUUCCCCUCACCCAUAGCUACCUAAGCUAAUGUUAUGUAUAUUAUUAUUCAGUCUCAGUUACACUCCAUAUUACGACCACUGCCACAAAGCAAGUAGCAGUCCUGGUUGCAGGUAUCAUUUCUGUUUCAAGCACUUUCGUAUUCCUGAACUGCAGGCAUUCAGAUUUAACCAGUUUCCCUGUUGUAUCGUUUCCGCUUCUGUGCAGUGAUCGUGUACUGUGAUUUCUAUAAAAAGUAUCGCACUUAUGCAUUAAUCGAUAUCGUUCAUCCACUAACACUCUACAUGCUAGAGCCUGAACGCCACGUCAUUUCAAAGUGCUUUCAUGAAAAGAGCAGCGCUGUCGUUUGUGGUGUCGUCGUAAUUAAGGGUAAAUACGUCUAUGUCCCGUGGAAGCAUUGCUCUAAUGAAACUCCUACACUGCAGAUUCUGUUGGUUUAAUAUAAAUGUGAAAGCUGGAGCUCAGUUAUGAAGACCAGCUUAGCGUCACGUGACGUGUGCAGUAGCGCUUUUUCGGUUCUAGUUUUAAGUAGUUAUUAUAAUAAGCAUGAGUAAUCAUAGGAAAAUUAGCCAAAGUGCUGUCUGUUGUGGGAGGAAUUUCUUUUGGAAUAAAUGUCUAGAUGUUUAAAACAGAAGGCAGUCUUCCUGUCCACCGUAUUUAGAGGCCACCACAGCUAACGCUUCCCCGGUCAUUCCAUCCUCUUCACUCAUUCCUCAUAUUGUUCACUUGUUACCAAUGUUUUUGCUUUAUGUAUUUUCAUUUUUGAAUAAAUCAAGAAAAAAAAACGUC